AUGACUCAGCAUCUACCGCCCUCCAAAGACUCUCCUAUCAUCAUCGUUGGCGCAGGCGUCUUUGGUCUCAGCACAUCCAUCCAUCUUGCCCAGAGAGGCUAUACAAACAUUACAGUCUUUGACAGCAAGCCCUAUGAUGAGACUCUGUACUCUUAUUUUGACAGCUGUGACUCUGCAUCCUCUGACAUAAACAAGAUUAUUCGCUCAGCGUAUGGCUCUCAAACCGAAUACCAGGAUCUCAGCACCGAAGCGCUCUCUGCUUGGGCCGCCUGGAACGCAGAACUCAAGGCUGCCAAUGACAACAAUCAUGACAGAGAUGGCAUCAAGGGAAUAACUCCCAACAGCUCUCUCUUUAUUCCAAACGGCUACCUCAAUUGUAGCGAUUCCACCACCCUCCCAGAUUUUGAAAUUGCCACUAUUGAAAACAUGGAGAAGGCUGGCAAACACGGCACGCAGCUCAUUAACAACAAACAAGCCGAUAUCCAGCUCGCCUCACAAAGGGGCGUCGAAUAUGCUCUUCAGCCAUUCAACAAAGAAGUCCUCGGCGUUCUUGACACUACAGGCGGCCAUGUCCUUGCCGACAAAGCCUGUAUCUUUGCUCUUCACAAGGCAAAGAAACUCGGGGUGCGCUUCAUUCUAGACCCCGUACUGGGCAAAUUCACCUCCUUCGGAUACGACUCAUCAUCGAACUCCACCACCAAGACCAUCACCAGCAUCACCACUGCAGACAAGAAACAUCACGCAGCAUCUCUCGUCGUCAUCUACUCCCUUUGCGAAACGACCGCUGGUUCUGUCUUUAUGCUUCAUAUCCCGGAAUCAUCACCCCUUCGCCAGCGAUUCCAUCAUUCGCAAUUCCCUUCAUGGUCGUUUAACAUGCGUGAACAUGGUGCCGACGGAGGCCUUUACGGCUUCCCAGUCGAUGAAAAUGGCAUCUUUAAGAUUGGAUACAGGGGCACUAAGUAUACAAAUCCUCAGCAGCAAUCCGAUGGACAAGAACGCAGCGUCCCCGAACAAGCUCACAAAGUGGUCGCUAAAUUCUUGGAUGAAUAUCUCCCCGAGUUGGACAACUCCGGAAUCCACAUCUCAGAGAGCCGCCUCUGUUGGUACACUGAUUCCUUUGACAAUCACUACGUUAUCGACUAUGUCCCUGGGUAA
This is a messenger RNA of Trichoderma breve, 1155 nucleotides long. RefSeq names its product FAD dependent oxidoreductase domain-containing protein. The record is from RefSeq and is a predicted model, not a curated record. Gene Ontology annotation, molecular function: flavin adenine dinucleotide binding; sarcosine oxidase activity. NCBI's taxonomy places the organism in Eukaryota, Fungi, Ascomycota, Sordariomycetes, Hypocreales, Hypocreaceae. The transcript has 5 exons. Bases 1 to 1155 code for a protein of 384 amino acids.